AUGGACGAUCGUCACCACUCUUCUCGCCUGAAGGCGAAACGACAACCGCUCGCUGAGCUUCCGAUUCACAUCAACAAACAACGCACAUCACAGGAUCAGAAAGUCCGGCACAAGGGUACAACCCAGAGUCAUCAGCAUGCACUUCCACACAACGAAUCGAUCAUCCCUAACGGAUCUCUCGCAGUUCGCAACAUUCAUUCCAGUUCCCCGAACUCAAAGCGAGUGAUGCAGCUCGCAGAGGAACAUCAGUCAAGCUCCAAACGCAACUCGGUCCUCUCUACGACCUCGACCACCGCCUCCGGGGGAAAACGGAAAGCAUAUAUUGGUCACUGGCAUCUGGGUCGUACUCUCGGCAAGGGAGGCUGCUCUCACGUUCGUGUUGUUCGUCAUCGCCAUACUGGUCAAGUGGGCGCCGUGAAAAUCAUCUCCAGACAAAUGGCAGAGAACACCAGAGCUCUCAGCUUAGCGAAUCUCGUGGAAAGCGUUCAUGGUCCUGCACCGAGAUCAUCCUCAGAUCCACAACCUAUCCCAUACGGUCUGGGACGGGAGAUCGUCGUCAUGAAACUUUUGGAGCAUCCGAACAUCGUUCGCCUCUACGAUGUAUGGGAAAAUCGGAAUGAAUUGUACGUAGUUGCUGCUCUCUCCCAUCGACCCUUGGUUCAUGUGCUGAUUUGCUCCAGAUAUCUCAUUAUGGAAUUGGUCAAGGGCAUGGAGCUCUUCACUCUGGUGGAUCGUUGCAAAGCGCUCGAUGAGUGUGAGACUGUGUUGAUCUUUCGUCAAAUCGUGUCGGCCUUGCUAUACUGUCAUCGACUGCUCGUAUGUCAUCGCGAUCUGAAGCCCGAAAAUAUCAUGAUCGAUGAAGAUUUCAACGUCAAGAUUAUUGACUUCGGCAUGGCUGGCCUUCAACCAGAAGGCCGACUCCUCAGCACGCCUUGCGGAAGCCCUCACUACGCAGCACCGGAGGUUGUGAGUCAGAAACCGUACGAUGGCACCAAGGCUGAUGUCUGGAGCUGUGGUGUCAUUCUCUAUGUCAUGCUCACUGGGACUACGCCGUUCAAUUACCACGGAAACGGCUCGAUCAAAGGUCUGUUUCGCGACAUUGCAAGGGCCAACUACUUCAUGCCCCCUGAACUGAGCUUCGAAGCCCGGGAUCUCAUUCGUCGCAUCUUCAAACCAGACCCAAUGAAGCGAAUCACGAUGGACGAGAUCUGGGAUCAUGAACUUUUGCACAAGUAUGACGGCGUGUUUGGCUUCGACGAAACCAAUGGCUCGAAGGAAAAGACCAUCGGCCCAAUUCCACAAAUCGAUGAGUGGAAGGUGAAGAGUGCAAAAGAUAUUGAUCGUGAGAUCUUGGGCAAUAUGCGUACUUUAUGGCACAGCGAACCCGAACAUGCUCUGCUCCAUAAAUUGCUCAAUGAUGAAUACAACCAGGAGAAGCUUUUCUACGCCGCGCUCAUCAAGCAUCGUGAAGAGCACCUGGAAAAUUUCGUCGGCGAGGGAGACAGCAUGGGUUACUCCACAAGCGACUAUCAUCACAGCCGACCAGCGCGCGCUCGUGGCCAGUCAGCUGCUCCUGGUGGUCCGGCUGCACGCAGUCAGUCUCAGUAUUCCAUUCUGAAUGAUGAGCAUCUUCGGCGAAGCCAUAGCUUUGCUGGCUCUCCUCCAUCUGUGAGCAGCUACGAUCCGUACCGAGCUUCCAAGAACCCCAUCGUCAAUGCCAAUGGCGAGUAUGUCAACAUUACUGUUCAUCGACACCAUUCCGGCAGCACAAACCGAACCAGUAUCGCUCGUGGUAGUCACCAGCACAACAUUCGACGUGUCGAACAACUGAGACAUAGCCAGAGAGCAUCCACGAGCUCAGCAGUGAGCUUGGCUCGCUCUGGUAGAAGCAGAUCAUCCAUGCCUAGGUCGUCAUUUUCUCGCAGUUCAAUGCAUAAUUGGCCUAGCAGCCCUCCCAUCGCAUCUAUGCGACCCUCGGAUGCCCACAAGCGUGGUGUGAGCUUCAAUCAUCUUCGUCGCGGUUCAGCGGUCGGCACUGCUAUCUCGACAAACUCUCGCAACAAUAACGCCCUGCUCACGCCCCAGCCAUCUUUGAGGGUCGUGAACCACACCGUAGCUUCAGAGCGUGGUACCGAGAACCUCAGAGAUAGCAGUCCGAUUGCUGUCGCCGACCAGGUCGUCAUUUCGCGAAAGAUGAAGGCCACAGUGUUGAUGACGCCUCGAGUCAAGCGAGCAAACGACGAUGAUCCAUCUGCAUACAUGAUGCAAAACGAGAUCCGUAAACACAGCGUUGAUCUGGAGAAAGCAUGUGAAGAGGCAUUCUUUCGCAGCUUAGUCGGCUCUGACUUGACGGCUCGUGCUUCGGUGCGUGAAGAUACCUCCAUGCUCGACACGCCUGCGACUUCUAUCGUAUCUCAAGGCACCCCUGACUUGUCUCUGAUCGAGGAUGCUCGGCCACAACACCCAACCGUUGCAGAAACACCGAAUACCUACCUGGCGAAGACCAUCGAAGAGACUCGUCGCAAAUUGGCGAUCUACAAAGCCAAUCCCGACGAGAGUACAGCCAAGUUUGACGAAGUGAUGAAGAUGCUUGAAAAUCUCCUUCCGGCGCCAGUACCAAAUCCCGAACGGCGUACAACGUCUGCUCCAGAAGCCAGACUUUUAGACAUCGGAAGUCCUUUGCCCAAGAUUUCCGAGGAGAUUGAUUUGCGUUCAAACAAAGAAGCGCCGAAUUGGCAGCGGGCGGUGACGAGCCCUCUUCCUGUCAAGCGCAAAGCAAGUUCGACAGUGAGAAUGGUGCCACCUUCCUCUCCAGAUAGCAUUGCGCCUUUGAGUAUCCGGAAGCGAGGUGAGAAGAGUGAACGAAGCGAUAGUCCUGUGACACCACUUGAGCGAAGCACAAAUCUGGCCCGCAUGAAUCAAUUGCAGAACAUUCACACUGCUCGUGGUUUGGAAUCAAUCGCGGAAGAUUCCGUCCUUGACACGCCGACAGUCGUUCGCAAGAAGCGAUCCGGCUGGUUCGGCUUGAACAAGAAGGAUGGUGAAUUCGAUGGUCGUUCGGCAACUUCUGGAGCCACUGCCAUAUCUUCCAAUGCACUCGGUGAGCGGGUCGAGCAAGACCAUUCGGCUGGUCGCAUCGACUUGACCGAGUUCAGUAACCUCCAGACUGGCCCUUCAUUCGCAACACAGUCUGAUGAGCUUCCCAUGCGGAAAAAGCGGCCUAGCAUUGCGAAGCGUGGUCUGGCAAAGUGGAUUGGCAGAAUCAGCCGGGACAAGGGCGAGGACUCUACCCUGACACAUGAAGGAGACACCACCGUCCAAACUAACCAGUCGCUCGCGUCAUUCUUCUCCGCAUCGUCCAGUCUGGAUGCUCCACAGAACUCCGGACCUGUGCGUUCAUGGUUUGCGCGGUUCUUCCGCAUCAAGCCUGUGGUCGAUGUCCUUUGCUUCAACAUCCCUCGCUCACGCGUGCGUCAAGAGAUGGUCAUCCUCUUGAAGGAAUGGCAGCGUCACGGCGUCCGCGAUCUACAAUACUCACGCGAGACCAACGCCAUCACUGCACGCGUCGACCGUCACAACGCACUCGAGAUCAAACCCGUCACGUUGCGCAUCGAACUGUUCGUGGUGCUGGAACAUGGUCAGAAGGUGGGUCUAUCGAUCGCCCGCUUCACGCAGCUCAAAGGCGCGGCCAGUGGGUUCCGCCGUGUGCUCGAGGUCGUGGACGGAGUCAUGCGUGGACGCGGCUGGCUGAUCCAGGAUGAGGAGAAGUGGAAGGCGCUCAGCGAGAUUGUUCGCGCAAUGUCAUCCAUAUCGUUUCCACACGUGAUGAGUGUAAUACACGUACCAACCGCGACUAAUAACACCACCAUUGGCCUCUCUCCCACUUCUUUCUCCUCUUGGCCAUUACCCACACUCUCUUCCUCUCACAAAUCCACCGGGCCCGGAGAAACGAGAGACCGCGAGACUUCCAACCAAUUGAGAUCUGGAUCUCCACUGGAGGGUGCCCAUCUGCUUUACCGCCCGCCCCCAGAAAUUACCGCCGAAACCCUGGCUAAAUUCGAAAUCCAGCAGCAGCAGCAGCAGCAGUCACAACCACAAUCAGCGGCUGCCGGUCAACCUAUACAUACCCAACAUACAACAGGCAUCAACUCAACCAACACUGCUACUGACACCCAUUCAUCCUCAUCCUCCUCUUCUAAUAAUUCAUCUACCAAUCCCGCUGCUGCCGCCGCUGCUGUCAUCACCACUUUGUCCGCCGCUCAAAAGCUCACGACCCCGCAGGCCAUCCUCUGGGACCCCAAAUUCACCUCCAAAGAACCGCCCGCGAUUGUCAUCCGACCUACACACGUCGGCACCCUUACCAUCGACGCCCGCACAGACAGUAACAUUUCAGUGACUAGCCUCGGCGGAGGUAAUCGAGUGGAGAUCAUGGAGAAGAGACAUCCUGCGAGCUUCCAACAGCUGGAGAAGCUGGGAGAGGGUACCUAUGCGACGGUGUUCAAAGGACGCAAUGGUCAGACUGGCCAAUUCGUCGCGCUCAAAGAAAUCCACCUCGAUAGCGAAGAAGGCACUCCCAGCACUGCCAUCCGCGAAAUCUCCCUGAUGAAAGAGCUGAAGCACGAGAACAUUGUCAGCCUCUACGAUGUUAUCCACACAGAGAACAAGUUGAUGCUCGUGUUUGAGUACAUGGACAAAGACCUCAAAAAGUACAUGGACAGCUUUCAGAACCCCAUCCCGAACGCCCCUCGCGGCUCCCUCGAUCCCGUCACCAUCAAGAGCUUCAUGUGGCAACUCCUCCGGGGCAUCGCGUUCUGCCAUGACAACCGCGUCCUCCACCGCGACCUCAAACCUCAAAACCUGCUCAUCAACAACCAGGGCCAGCUCAAACUCGGCGACUUCGGUCUCGCCCGUGCCUUUGGCAUCCCGGUCAACACCUUCAGCAACGAAGUCGUCACCUUGUGGUACCGCGCCCCAGACGUCCUCCUCGGCAGUCGAACGUACAACACCAGCAUCGACAUCUGGAGCGCCGGCUGCAUCAUGGCCGAGAUGUACACCGGCCGACCGCUGUUCCCAGGCACCACCAACGAAGACGAGCUGAUGAAAAUCUUCCGCUUCAUGGGCACACCCUCGGAGCGCAGCUGGCCCGGCAUCAGCAACUUCCCCGAGUACAAGACCACAUGGCCUGUCUUCGCCACCCAGGACCUACGCAAUGUCCUCCCUCAGGUCGACGCCCUCGGCCUGCAGCUCAUCAACCAGCUCCUGCAGCUGCGACCUGAGAUGCGAUGUACCGCACAACAGGCCCUCGCACAUCCCUGGUUCGCCGAUCUCAAUGCCCGAUCACAUAUGACCGGUCCCGGGGGCUUCUCGCAGCCGGCGACGAUGGGAAUGGGACAGCAGAGAGCAUAUGCGUGA
Molecule: messenger RNA, 5412 nt
Organism: Dissoconium aciculare CBS 342.82
Lineage: Eukaryota; Fungi; Ascomycota; Dothideomycetes; Mycosphaerellales; Dissoconiaceae
Product: Pkinase-domain-containing protein
Exons: 7
Coding region: 1-5412 (1803 amino acids)
Biological process (GO): protein phosphorylation
Cellular component (GO): nucleus; cytoplasm
Molecular function (GO): ATP binding; cyclin-dependent protein serine/threonine kinase activity
Source: RefSeq, a predicted model, not a curated record